AUAAACGGAACGUUGCUCUCCCCACCCAACCCCUCCGUCGCUCGCCAAGAACCGAGCGAGGAGAAUGAUGCCGAGUGGCUCAAAUACAACCUCACUCCUCUCUUUGGGCUCACCCGGGAUGAGAUCAUCAAACUGGGCAAAGACCCAGAAGCCGCGGCUCGGUAUGAUCGCGAGCACUACGGGCUCGAUGAGGAUAUUUAUGUCGGAAAACUGGACGUAUCGCAUCAAAUUCACUGUCUCGACUCCAUCCGACAGAAAGCUUUUGCCGACUACCCAGGGUAUCAUCCAGAACAUAGCCACCAUCGCAAGAGAGAAUGGAACGAAACCACUAAAGGUUGGAUCCACCUCGGCCACUGCGUCGACAUGCUCCUACAGUUCCUUCUCUGCAAUUCAGACCCCACGGUGUUGGCCUUCACGUAUGUCGAGGGUCAGCAAGCACCGUGGCCAGACUUCAAAAUCAAUCGUCAAUGUCGGGAUUUCAACUCACUGGUAGAGUGGACCAAAUCGAGAGAGCUAAAAGGGUGGGAAGACGCUCCUCGACCGAAGGAUGCAUUCCUGUGGCCUAAUCCUUUUGUUGGGGAGCCAGACUUUGAAUUGGGAUUUCCACUAGGACAUCACCACCAGCAGGAAGGGAAUCCAAAUCGAGCGUUAUAA
This is a messenger RNA of Aspergillus steynii IBT 23096, 654 nucleotides long. RefSeq names its product oxidase ustYa family protein. The transcript is spliced from 2 exons. NCBI's taxonomy places the organism in Eukaryota, Fungi, Ascomycota, Eurotiomycetes, Eurotiales, Aspergillaceae. The record is from RefSeq and is a predicted model, not a curated record. Gene Ontology annotation, biological process: mycotoxin biosynthetic process. The annotation marks the transcript as partial.